AGGAAAAUGACAGGACCCACCUGGUGAGAAGUCAAUUCUUGGUCGCUCACACUUACAGCGCAAGCCCAGAUUUUGAAUUUGAUGACUUACCGCCGCUCAACCUCGCUCAACCAGCCUGGACGGUAUUUGUAAGGGUAUGUGCUACAGAUAUAUGCUUGCAUACGUGUGGUGAUAUUCGCGAUUCUUUCAUGUGUGUGUACCAGGCAAGUACCAGGUGCUUCGCUCCCUAAGAGCGCAACAUAUCCGUCCCCAUGGCAUUACGGUGGAGAGAUCGAACUGAGCAUCCACAUCUCAUGAUUGAACCACAUUACUGUUGCUGCAAUGCAUUCGCAGUGCCAUUACGGGGAUAGAACCCUACUCAAGGCUGUGUCUGGUCAUGCAGCAAGCAUCAGAUCGAGACGUCGAAGUGUCGAGGAGUCGCCAUACCAUCGUUUGAGUUGUCAGCUAUAUACGGUUGCGCAGAGACGUGACCAUCCAUUCCUUGCAGUACUUUGUCCCCCCAUGGCGGUGUCCACCCCCAGCGACAUAUUUUUCUUGUCGUCCACAGAUGGUGACUCGGAAACUCAGAGCUACGUUGCAACCAUUACCCUCGAAUGGGUUGUCGCCGGGACUUCGUCAUUAUCCUCACCGACAUCUCCCGUCACCACAACGAAGGCUGACAUCGUCACAAGGACGAUGACUUCGGUCUCUAUGGCUACCUGGACAGUCACGGAGUCUCGCAACUCUUCUACUAGUAUCCCGAUGCCUAGUAUCAUCAUGAUGCCAGCCGGUGGUCUCAGUGCUGGUGAGGUGGUGGGAAUAGCCGCAGGAGUUGUACUCGGAACGCUCUGCAUCUUAGCGGCGAUGACCGCCUGCCUACUAUGCUACAGGCGCGAGAAGGCCCCGUCGCACAAGUUCGUGCCGCUGCGAGAUACAGGCGAAGACCCUCCUGGUGACUCGUCUGUAUUCCUGCACAUCGCACAUAAUAAGUCGUCGUGGAUGCACGAUGAGGCAGAGCCCCUGGCCUGGAGUGUGCCCACGGAACCCCGCACGCCACUCACUCCUGCCUCCCCAGUGCCCUCUGACUUGCUCACGACCGCGACCCUUGGCUCGCCCACUGAACCUGCACCCUGCGUCCGACCUGUUCAGGAACGCCAGGAGGUACCAGACGAGCAGCGUAGGGCCAAAUCGCAUCCCCAGUCCCGCGCGUCUCGCAUGCUGUCCUGGAUCGACCCUCGACGGUCUUUGCGAAUGCUCUCUGACGCUGACCGUGCUUCUGAAGUGGACUCGGGUUUGCGGUUCAGGUACGAACUGCGACGAGUUAGUACGCCAUCGGCGUUGGUGUACACGCCUCCGCCCUAUUCUGAAGCUUAAUGAGUUGCGUUGCGUUCUGGUGUUCUAUGUAAAUAAAGCAGUCCGACAGAUAUAUGUUGUAUACAUCAAGUAUACAUUAA
Molecule: messenger RNA, 1433 nt
Organism: Rhodofomes roseus
Lineage: Eukaryota; Fungi; Basidiomycota; Agaricomycetes; Polyporales; Fomitopsidaceae
Exons: 4
Coding region: 322-1353 (343 amino acids)
Source: RefSeq, a predicted model, not a curated record